CAUAGUCUGUGGAUGCCAAUACUCGACUUGCACGAAAUACAUAGCUACAACAAAUGAGGUGGACUGGUUUCCAGCUGAGAUUUGGAAGAGCCAGCACGAACAUGACAGUGAAAGAAGGAAAAGAGUACACAGCUUCUGCUGCGCAAAGAAAAAAUAAUUUUUGAUGCUUUCUGCGGAUUUUUAUAGUGAAACCACCUAGCCGUCUACUAUUGGUUGCGUACUGCUCGAUUAGUUUACAUUUACUUUUUACUUCUCAACGAAGGCCGCC
Amoebophrya sp. A25 is the source of this 268-nucleotide messenger RNA. Lineage: Eukaryota; Dinophyceae; Syndiniales; Amoebophryaceae. The record is from the annotation of a GenBank genome assembly.